CGGCUGAGCCGUUGCAUCUCCUCGGUGCUUCGACGACGGUGAACAUAUCAAACACCCUCACCGUUGUCAAGAAGCCGAACCUCACGUGACGGUCAGUUGACAGUUGUUUGACUCCUUCCUUGUUAUGCGCUUGUUUUGAUUUAUUUAAAACAUUAUCUCGAAGCUCGUGUGUUUUUCGUUAUUGACCUGAAAUGGGAAGUUUACUACCGGUUUACUUCCUGUUAUCGAUGCUGUUGAUCGGCACCGACGGGACGACGAAAUACGAACCCAACUGGAAGUCGAUCGACUCCCGACCGCUGCCGGAGUGGUACGAUCAGGCCAAGUUCGGCAUCUUCAUACACUGGGGGGUCUUCUCGGUCCCGAGCUUCGGCAGCGAGUGGUUCUGGUACUACUGGCAGAAGCAGAAAGCAAAGCCGUAUGUGGACUUCAUGAAGAAGAACUACGCUCCAGACUUCAAGUAUCAAGACUUUGCACCGCUGUUCACCGCUGAGUUCUUUGAUGCCAAAGAGUGGACGGACAUCUUUGCCUCAUCGGGGGCCAAGUACAUCGUCCUGACCACAAAGCACCAUGAAGGUUUCACACUCUGGGGCUCAAACAACUCCUGGAACUGGAACGCAGUGGACGUUGGGCCGAAAAGAGACCUGGUGGACGAGGUGUCGAGUGCCCUCCGUGCUCAUACUGACCUGCGUUUAGGGCUCUAUCACUCCCUCUUUGAGUGGUUCAAUCCGCUCUUUGAACUGGACGCCGCCAACGUCUUCAAAACAAACUACUUCCCGACCGCUAAAACUCUGCCCGAGCUUCACGAGCUCGUCGUCAAGUACAAACCGGAGGUGCUGUGGUCCGACGGGGACGGAGAUGCACCUGACGAGUACUGGAACAGCACGGGCUUCUUGGCCUGGCUCUACAACGACAGUCCUGUACGAGACACGGUGGUGACGAACGACCGCUGGGGCUUCGGCUCCAUCUGCAAACACGGCGGAUAUUACACCUGCGACGAUCGCUACCAGCCGGGACACCUGCUGGACCGCAAGUGGGAGAACUGCAUGACCAUCGACACCAAGUCCUGGGGUUACAGACGCAACGCUCCUCUCAGCGAUUACCUCACCAUCCAGCAGCUCGUGGCGACAUUGGUGGAGACGGUGUCCUGCGGGGGAAACCUGCUGAUGAACAUCGGGCCGACACACGACGGAAGGAUCUCGCCCAUCUUUGAGGAGCGUCUGAGGCAGAUGGGUCAGUGGCUGAAGGUCAACGGGGAGUCCAUCUACAACACUACAGCGUGGCGGGUUCAGAAGGAGGCCGUCACUCCCAAAGUCUGGUACACCUUCAGACCACAGGAAAAGAGCAUCUUUGCUCUUCUACUGGAGUGGCCCAAUAAUGGAUCUGUGAUUCUGAAUGAACCUGCAGUUACUCAAGGACGCACUCAGGUGGUGCUUGUCGGCCACGGCCCUCUGAAGUGGGAGCCGGUGAAGCCCAGCGGGCUGCGGGUUCUCCUCCCCCAGCUGGCCAUCGGCCAGAUGCCUUGCCAGUGGGCCUGGACACUGAGGCUCACUGGUGCCACUUAAAGGGAAACCGGAUCAGCUGAACAGGAAGUGACAAAGCUGCAGGCCGAGAGAAGAACACAGCGUUUUAUCGUACAUGUUUCAAUCACUGAACAUCAAAUCUACUGCACUUCUAAAAAUGAUCUUUUUAAAAUACUUAACAUUAAUACGUGAUCACUGGUUUGGAUCUGUGUAACCUUUUAUGGACUCUUGCAUAUUUUUACACUGGGUAACUUACUCGGUAACUUGGGGACAAUUUUAGGUUGUAUAUGAAUUAUUCAUCACGUGACCUCGGACAUACAAUUGUGAAACUUGUUUUAUUCACAAUUUUGUUGCACUUUUGGGAUUUAUUUUUAUUUUUUAAACCUGUAUGUGAUUUCCAUGCAGUCUGCUGCAUUGUGUGUUGUGGUGAAUGUUUUAUAUGUGAGGAAAUGUUUAAAUAAAAUAAAGUAAGUCAUGUGAAGUA
Messenger RNA from Cyclopterus lumpus (lumpfish), 2004 nucleotides. RefSeq names its product alpha-L-fucosidase 2 (gene fuca2). Gene Ontology annotation, molecular function: alpha-L-fucosidase activity. Gene Ontology annotation, cellular component: lysosome. NCBI's taxonomy places the organism in Eukaryota, Metazoa, Chordata, Actinopteri, Perciformes, Cyclopteridae. The record is from RefSeq and is a predicted model, not a curated record. The coding region runs from base 192 to 1562 and encodes 456 amino acids. The transcript has 7 exons. Gene Ontology annotation, biological process: fucose metabolic process; glycoside catabolic process.